AUGCAACAAACCCCUGUCCAAAGGCAGCAACACCCUACGUCUCAAGCACCUUCACGACCUAUCCAAACGCAAUCCCUCCCCCAACAACAAUCUCAACCCUCACAUGAUGAUGUAUUCCCAUCUGGAGCUCAGUUCGCCAAUCGCCUCGAUGACUACAGAAACGGCGGACAGGGCAUCAGUGGUCAGUUAGGCUCAGGCGCACAGCCCCAGACGGGCAAUAUUGAUGAAUUUCCUCCUCUGGGGCGCAACGUUGCCGCAGAGAUUGGCCAAGAUCGUAGGGGAUCCUUAAUGCAAAGUGCAGGAUUUGGUAGUUACAAUGCUGGCCUACCGCUUUCCGGUGCAAGCCAAGCCCAGUCCACGCAGAAUCGCAACGCAAUUUCAGCAUCUAUAAACGGGCAGGAGAGAAUAAUGUCGCCUGCCAAUGCGGGAUCAGGAAGUACGUUUGUUGAGGGCCUAACUUAUCGCUUGAUGAAAGAUUAA
Molecule: messenger RNA, 480 nt
Organism: Aspergillus oryzae RIB40
Lineage: Eukaryota; Fungi; Ascomycota; Eurotiomycetes; Eurotiales; Aspergillaceae
Exons: 1
Coding region: 1-480 (159 amino acids)
Source: RefSeq, a predicted model, not a curated record